This is a messenger RNA of Limulus polyphemus (Atlantic horseshoe crab), 587 nucleotides long. RefSeq lists its product as uncharacterized. The record is from RefSeq and is a predicted model, not a curated record. Bases 118 to 564 code for a protein of 148 amino acids. The transcript has 2 exons. NCBI's taxonomy places the organism in Eukaryota, Metazoa, Arthropoda, Merostomata, Xiphosura, Limulidae.
UCAUAUCCAUAUGGUAUUUGCACGACAAACCGGAUGUUAUCACAGAUAUAUAUUUCAUUGGGUAAUAAUUUCCCCAUUUUGUGUUGUUAGUCAGAUCUCCAAAGUCAUUGAUCCACAAUGAAGACUGGAGUAAAAGGAAUUCUUAUCGUCGCCAUCGUCAUAAGUAGUUGUGUUCUAGACACAGCAGCAUAUGUCCAUCAUUUAAAUCCUAGUGAUCACCAGAGGGUACUAUUAAAGUCAGCUUCCAAAUAUGCUCAGAAUAAUGAAAAUAUUGCCAAUGGAAUCAUCACUGGGGGACUCACUAUUGCUGGAUUAUACGCUUUGUUGAAGAGAAUACCUGGUGUUGGGGAAUUUCUAUUGAAAAUUGGAUUGUUAUUUAAAGCAAGCACAGGACAGGUAGGACAAUUAUAUCAUAUAAUAAGCUGCAGUGAAUUUAAUUUUCAGUGUAUUGAGAUACAUGACAGUUGUUCUCAUCUUUAUAGUUACACAUGUAGUUGUGACACAUUAUAUUAUUUCAACAACGUAUUGAUUGUAAAUCACUGUAAGAUAAAGUAUAUGAUGUAAUUAUCACACACUGAAGGAAGCAU